UUUUAUCUCCUCAGAUAAGAAAAAACAAGUAUUUUCCUAACAUGUCAGUAAAUGCUGAAUAUGGGGAAACCCGGGAAAUUUCUCUUUUAUUUGACAAUAAUAUCAGAGGUUUAUGGAUUUGUGAACAACACUUUUCAUCGGUCCAUACAGUCCUGCAGUGCAGAUUGUGUUAUCCCUCCUGGAGAAAUAUGGAUGGUAGACCAGAAUGUGGAUGUAAACACAAUAACUGUUCAUGGGACCUUAAAAUGGGACACCUCCAAAUCUGACAUAACACUCAGGACCAAUGGUCUCCUUGUUGAGCAAGGAGGAUUGUUUGAACUUGGAACUGAUGAGAGCCCAAUGAUGGAGAAAGCUACUAUCUACAUAAAGGAUCCUCAUGAUCAACCUGGUGCUUCUCAUCCAAAUGUGGGCCAGAGAUAUUUGGCUGUUCUUGGAGAUGGUAAAAUAAGUUUGAGAGGAAGACCACUAGAAAGAACAUGGAGUGAGCUUGAUCGAGAUCAUGAAACUGGAAGCACUGAACUGUACUUGAGAGAUGACCCUGUUAACAUGGGAUGGAGAGUGGGUGACAGGAUCGGAGUUGCAACUACCUCCAGAGGUGAAUCCACACUGCAUAAAAUCACUGAGAUUACAUCUAAUUCUGUCAAGCUUGAUUCUCCACUUAAGUCAGUACAUUGGGGAGGGUUUAGAGAAAUCCAAGGUCACAGGUUCUGGAUGGCAGCAGAAGUAAUAAACAUGGAGAGAUCAAUUGUCAUUACUGGAGACAGUGAUAGAUUUACUGCAGGCUUUGGAUGGCAUGGAGGAGCAUUUAUGGAAGCUCCUGUGUUUACUGGAAAAGUUGGCAUUUAUACAACUAAAUAUGUUAGAAUGGAGCAAUGUGGCCAACUUGAUGUGCUUGGACGUUACUGUGUGCACUUGCAUGUUAUCAGAGAUUGUAAGGACUGUAUUGUAGAGGGUAAUGCAUUUGUUGAGUCCUACCAAUCUGCUGUUACUCUGCAUGGGGUAAACAAGGCCUUGAUUGACAAAAAUGUUGGAUGGGACAAUAGAGGAGUUGGACUAUACACCGAAGAUGGAAAUGAAAUGUACAAUAUGAUCAGUAAUAAUGUCUUUAUCUGUCAUGAUAUCUUCUACUGUAGAAUAGAGUGGCAGAACUCUCUAGGAGUAGGACCUGCCCAAAAAGAAGGGGGUAUCUUUAUGUUUGGAAUGAAGAAUGAUGUUAUUGGUAACCAUGUUGUUGGCCAUGAGCACGGAAUAUGGACAGAAGGAGCAUCCCAACCUGAUGGAAGACCAUUUGGUUUUUCUAAUGGGCUUGUUUGCAACCAGCAUACACCUUUUGGAAAAAUACAAGGAAAUGUUUUCCAUGAUUGUCAAAGAUUUGGAUCUUACUUUGACUUUCAGUAUCCAAGAAACGUUAUUCAAGAUGAGAAUGGAUUAGUUUCUAAAAUGCCAUUUGGACCGAAACCAAGUUGUGAUGAGUUUAUGGAGGAUGGGACAGAUAAUGGUCAUGUCAACUUAAUUGAAGAUCAGUUUGACUGGCACAACACUUUUGUUGGAGGAUACUUUAUGGGAGAUAUUUCUUUUGUGCGUUAUACAAGUGUAAACAAUGAGCACGCCCUCUACUGGAAGUUUUCAAAAAAUUUUGCCAAAUCUGAUGCAUAUCAUGUUAAAGAUUCCAUUAUAGUAAAUGACCCCAAUGAUAUGGUCCAUGGACAGUUGAAAGUUAUGUUACCAGGGGGUUCAUUUUCCUUUAGAAUGAAAAAUGUUACUUUUGCUGGCGGCCCCUUUUUACCAGGUGGAGGUGUACUUAAUACACCACAGCAUUGUGGCCUAGGGGAGUACAACCACGGAACACCAGGUGCUAAAUGCAAUGUUGAAGUUUUACUUGAGGAAGUAGAUUUCAGUGGAGUAUUACCAGACCAUGAAGGGAAGAAGGUGCUUACAUUCUUUGGUGCUAGUGAGGGCAAUCCAGUGGCUCCUAUAUAUAUUUCUAAGGAUGAUUCGCUAGGUGGUUAUCAGUCUGUUGUCAGCAAUUACUUAAAUGGGUUUGAAAAUGUUCCUGGUUGUUCGGGUCCAAAUGAACUUUAUAAUGGCUAUGUUUGUGAUAAAUCUGUAAAAAUCAGAAGGUUGACAAUUUGGGCCCCAGAUAUGGGAGAUUUGACACUAAAAGGACCUGGUUAUGAUGUAGCACCAAACUUUAAUCACCCUGUCCUAGGAAACAAUGGUGGUAUUUUGCAUUAUGAAAUUGAUCAAAACCAUGUUCCAAGCCAUACUAAACUUCUUGGAGGAGGUUAUGCAGCCAAUGUUGUUAUUGGCGAGGAAUACACACUAGAGGGCCUGCAUUGGGUUGGAGAAGACAUUGUUGUUGAAGUUUCUGAACCUUUUCUCGCAGAACAUUUUGGUGUUGACAAAGACAAAGAAGGGAUAUUUUUUACUUUAAAGGUUACAGAUGGAAAAACAAUUUCUUGUUUUCCAAAUGCAGGAGAAUCGCGUAAAUUCCAUGGAUCUGAUCAUAUAGAUCAGCGUGCUCUUAGGUCCAAUAAUAUGGGAGAAUGUUCUGUAAAGUUUAGAGAAAUAGCCGGAGAAGCUCUUAAACCAACAAUGCCGACUAUUCCACCAUCUGGAGAUUGUGGAUGCCCAGGAGCAGAGUAUGAUGAGAGCUGUGCUGGAGGGGGAAUAGGUUGUAGUGCCUGUGGAAAGGAUUUUUGUAGAUAUUGCGGAGGAAAUGGAUUUCCUCCUUGCAAAUAUGGGUCAACAACUCAAGGUCUUCCAACUACCACAGAACAGCAUCCAACUCAGCCAACACAAUCAUCUACUCAGUCUAGUGAACCAACACAAACUAACCCUUCAUCUACAACAAAACCAACUACAGCACCACCAAACCCUGGUUGUGGUUGUGACAGUGCUGAAUAUGAUUCAAGAUGUAGUGAUCCUUCUAACGACCCCUUCGGUGGUUUAGGAUGUUCAGCUUGUGGAGAGAAGAAUUGCAGAUUUUGUGGAAACACACCUUUUCCAGAUUGUUCUGGAGGAAACCAGCCAACAUCACAACAAACCUCAACUGAAGCCCCACCAAUCCCUGGAAAAUGUGACUGUAAUGGAGCAGGAUAUGAUGAAAGAUGUGAAAAUCCAAGCACAGAUCCGUUUGGAGGACUUGGCUGCAUGGCAUGCGGUAUUCCUAAAUGUAGGUUCUGUGGAACAGAUAAUUUACCUCCCUGUCUGUAAAACUAAUAAAAAUCCUUCAACAUUUUAAUAAAAUUGCUAUUUUUCAA
Messenger RNA from Eurytemora carolleeae, 3263 nucleotides. RefSeq lists its product as uncharacterized. Bases 52 to 3216 code for a protein of 1054 amino acids. Lineage: Eukaryota; Metazoa; Arthropoda; Copepoda; Calanoida; Temoridae. The record is from RefSeq and is a predicted model, not a curated record. The transcript has 11 exons.